This is a messenger RNA of Ascoidea rubescens DSM 1968, 204 nucleotides long. RefSeq names its product Cox14p (gene COX14). The coding region runs from base 1 to 204 and encodes 67 amino acids. Lineage: Eukaryota; Fungi; Ascomycota; Saccharomycetes; Ascoideales; Ascoideaceae. The transcript has a single exon. The record is from RefSeq and is a predicted model, not a curated record.
AUGGCAAAAUAUCAAUGGUAUAUGACUGCAAUGGAUGUCAGCCACAGAUUGUUCCUUUACACUCUUCUCGGUGGAUCACUUUAUAUGGUUGGAGGCUUUGCCUAUACUUCUUUUGUCACAAGUUCCCAAAACAAAAAGAAAAUAGAGGAAUACGUCGAUGAGCACAAAAAAGAGCAAGCUGUUUUGGAAUUGCCCAAAAAUUGA